AUGGAAGAUCACACGAUCAUCUCACCUGCCAGUCGCGCCGCACUGAUUGACGACGUGUUCAGUUUCGCCACCGAAGGCCGUCUCAACCUCUCCGUCGCUCUCGACCUCACCAGAUACCUGGAGCACGAGACUGACUACGUCCCUUGGAAAGGUGCAAUAGUCACAUUCGAGUACAUUGAUCGCAUGCUGAGAACGACACCCGUGUACGGUAUCUUCAAGGAGUACAUUCUGCAUCAGGCUAGAACUGUAUAUGAAUACGUGGGAUGGAACAACACUGGGCCGCAUCAAGAAAAGAUUCCACCAGAUUACCGGAGCUUCGCCUACAGCACACGGGUAGCCUCUGGGGGAGCAGACGUAUGGGAAUCGACCUGGGAUUCCUACAAGCAAAGCUCACCAGGCGAAGCGAAACACUGGUUGGCGGCGCUCACGGCCACAGGGGAACCAUGGUUGAUCAACAGGCUUUUAUCCCGUACUCUUGAUCCUGAGCAACUUUCUCUGACAGAUACGGUUAGCGUAUUCCAGUAUGUGUCAGGGAACCCCAUUGGAGGAUACUUGGCAUGGAACUUCUUCAGGGACCAAUGGGAUUUGUUGAAAGAUAGAUAUGGAUCUGGUUUGUUUCUAAUGGGCGACAUUAUUACAGCUGUGACUGAAUGGUUUAAUACCCAAUACCAACUUGAAGAGCUGGAGACAUUUAUUUCGAGCAAAAAAGAGGACCUGGAUAACUUAUCUGGCGUCAGCAACUUCCUACAAGCCGUUGACAACACAAAGGCCAAUAUCCGUUGGAUGGAAAAUAACUACGGGCAGCUGGAAGUAUGGCUAGAGUAUUGGAAAACACAGAAGUCUUGAACAACGAUGCACAGCAUUAUUCUACUUGUAGGAUAUUUUGAGUGAUGCAAUUUAGGACGCGACUAAAGGAAGUUUUAAAUGGUUUUCAAAGCCACUGGAUGUAGCAAUGCUUCUAUUGUUGACUUUGGUUGGUGUUCAGAAGAAAUCAGGAAAUUACUUGAAAGUUGAAAGUGAAGGAAAAGUCAGAAGGGUUGCAAAACUUUCAGAAACAGACAAUUAAAAACCAGGAACAUAAAAGAGGCAUGAAGACUAAAGCAUGAUGACUAAGGCAUGGUUGAAUUGAGACAUUUCUUGGUGGAAAUGCUCAUUUUGAAUCGAACUGAAUGCCUCAAGAAAACUGGUAUUUCAAAGGCCGAAGACAAAGGGACAUUCAAUUGGUUAAUCCGGUAAACAGGAAGAGUCCAGCGAAUGAUUGCUUGACAUCUUUGAAAAUGCUGAACUUAUGCAUGCAAGAAGAAUGAGAAAUGUGUACUUUGUAUAUAACUAAAUGCAUAGAAAUUUUAAAGUUAUGUGUAUUAUCCCUCUGUAAAUGAGGUGCAGGAAGCAUUAUUAUCAAAGGGACCUGGAAACUAGCAAGGGCAUUUUUUUUUCUUUUGCUCAACAAAAUGUUUUGAAAACAGAUUGUUACUGUAAGUUGAGUGAAGAUCUCCCAUGUGUAGUUGUCUUUUGGCUUCUGUUUUUUUUUGUAUAAACAUAACACCCAUGAGGCUAGGUUAUCAAGCACAGCCUUAGGGUGGCAAUUCAUUCAAUCCUCGACAAAACUCAUCUACAGGUUCCUGUAUAUAACAUUUGUACAUGUAUGUUUGCAUAGAGGCCUCUAGCAUCAAGAUUCGAAAGUUGCUUUUAAUAGAGAGCUAUGAACGAUAUUUGACUUCAUGAUUUCAUCAGUGAAUGUUCAAGGUCAUCACCAUGGGAAGAGACAGAGAGGGGGAGAAGUGGAUAAGCAAGUGGAUGAGCAAGAUGAUGAUGAAGAUAAUUAACAAGGAAAACAUGAAGAAACUGAUCAAGCUACAAGUGGAGAAAGACAAAGAAAGAGGAGAGGCUUUGAGAACUUACAAAAACAAAUGGAAGUUGAAAUCUGCUACAUAACAAACACUGUACGAGGAUAAUAGAUACCCUACACUGUACAGAACGAGGAAAAAAACUGUGUU
Molecule: messenger RNA, 1997 nt
Organism: Strongylocentrotus purpuratus (purple sea urchin)
Lineage: Eukaryota; Metazoa; Echinodermata; Echinoidea; Camarodonta; Strongylocentrotidae
Product: thyrotropin-releasing hormone-degrading ectoenzyme-like
Exons: 7
Coding region: 1-846 (281 amino acids)
Biological process (GO): peptide catabolic process; proteolysis
Cellular component (GO): cytoplasm
Molecular function (GO): zinc ion binding; metalloaminopeptidase activity; peptide binding
Source: RefSeq, a predicted model, not a curated record